AUGGCCGAGAAAUCUAUUUAUGGCCAUUAUUUGCUACCCACCAUAUUCAUCAUCAUCACUGCAUUCAUGUCUUUGGUUACUGCAAACCCUCAAUACGAGUGCCCUUACCCUUGCCUUCCGCCGCCUACUGCCGCUUCAGACUGCCCACCGGCGCUGCCAGUGGCUUCUCCUCCACCACCGCCACCACCACUGCCCUCAAGCCCCAUUUACCACUGCCCUCCUCCUCCGGUGGGCGGAUACUUACCGUAUUUCACUCCACCGGCACCGGAGUAUAUCAACUACAAUGCACCACCUCCGCCUAACCCAAUUUUGCCUUACUUCCCGUUUUACUACAAGAAUCCUCCUCCGCCGGAGCGUUCUUCUGCAGCAUUUAGUGUUGUCGGCUUGCCCAUCAAACUGUGUGUAACAGUCAUAAUUCUACUGCAUUUAUGUUCCUCUUUUUCUUGA
Messenger RNA from Ipomoea triloba (trilobed morning glory), 447 nucleotides. Its product is annotated as extensin-1-like. The coding region runs from base 1 to 447 and encodes 148 amino acids. The record is from RefSeq and is a predicted model, not a curated record. The transcript has a single exon. Lineage: Eukaryota; Viridiplantae; Streptophyta; Magnoliopsida; Solanales; Convolvulaceae.